This is a messenger RNA of Lycium ferocissimum, 1956 nucleotides long. RefSeq lists its product as uncharacterized. The coding region runs from base 1 to 1956 and encodes 651 amino acids. The transcript is spliced from 4 exons. Lineage: Eukaryota; Viridiplantae; Streptophyta; Magnoliopsida; Solanales; Solanaceae. The record is from RefSeq and is a predicted model, not a curated record.
AUGGUUAAUGAUGUUUUUGGCGUACAGUCUAGGUUUGAACCUAAGCAAAAUUUUGAGCAACCUCCUAAUGAAGAGGCAAUGGGCUUCUAUCAAGAAUUAGAAGAGGCCAUUCAUCCACUUUGGGUUGGGAGUCAGCAUUCUAAGUUAUUUGUUGCAGUUAGAAUGAUUAAUAUCAAAUCCGAUUGGACUAUUGCUGAAGUUGCUAUGGACUCAACGAUUAAGCUUAUGGGGGAACUAGCUAGUCCGGAAUUUGACAUACCUACGAGUUACUAUCAAGAAAAUAGAUUAGUUUCUGAAUUAGGAGUGUCGUAUGAUAGAAUUCAUUGUUGUCCAAACGGUUGUAUGUUGUUCUAUAAGCAAGAUGCCGACUUAAAUGAAUGUAAAUUAUAUGGACAUGCGUGUUAUAGGCAGACACCUAGUGGGAAGAUGGUUCCAAUUAAGGCGAUGCAUUAUUUACCUGUUAUACCUAGGUUAAAGAGGUUGCUUGCAUCGCCGAGUUCUGCUUCUCACAUGAGAUGGCACAAUGAAAAUAGAAGGACACCUGGUGUUAUGUGUCAUCCAUCGGAUAGAGAAGCGUGGAAACAUUUUGAUAGAACUUAUCCUAAUUUGGCUAGUGAACCAAGAAACAUUCAUUUGGGUUUGUGUGCGGAUGGUUUCACACCAUACUCUGUUUCGGCUGCACCCUAUUCUUGUUGGCCUAUAUUUCUUACUCCGUAUAAUCUACUGCCUGAGAUGUGUAUGACAAGUCCUUACAUAUUCCUAAAUUGUGUUAUCCUUGGUCCCCGUACUCCAAAAGUUUUGAUUGAUGUCUAUCUACAACCUUUGAUUGAUGAGUUAAAACAAUUGUGGUGUGAAUGUGUAGUGACAUAUGAUGUAUCAACUAAGAGCAAUUUCAAUAUGCAUGCUUCUUUGAUGUGGACUAUUAAUGAUUUUCCUGCGUAUGAGAUGUUGUCUGGUUGGAUGACUGCUGGAAAGCUAGCUUGUUCGUAUUGCAUGGAAAAUAGUAAAGCAUUCACUUUAAAACAUGGCCAUAAAAAUUCAUGGUUUGAUUGUCAUCGUCAGUUCUUGCCUAUGGAUCACGAAUUCAGGAAAAUGAAACAAGCAUUUAGAAAGAAUAAAACUGAAAAUGAUCCUCCAUCUCGAGCAUUGUCAGGAGAGGAAAUUUGGGGGAGGGCAAGACAAAAACAUAACCCAAAAGCUAGAUUGGACUUCAAGGAAUAUUGUAGGUGCCCUGAAUUGAACUUGCAAGAGUUAGUGAAUAAUAAAGUGUUCAAGCCCAAGGCUAGUUUUUCAUUCACUUUGGAGGAGAAACGAGAGAUUUGUCGACUGGUUAAGAAUUUGCGGAUGCGUAGGGUUUAUCAUACAGGAGAACAUACCCAAUUUGUGGAAGAUAUAGCUCUCGGACCAGGCAGUGAAGUUAAGACAAUGAAAAUGUACAUUGUGAAUGUUACCAGAUUACAACUUAUGUAUCCAGGUUACCCUAAGAAGAAAAUAACAUUAUUUCGGUGCAAGUGGUUUGAUCCAAGCCAAAGAGGUACAAGGGUGAAUCGUCAACAAAACAUAAUUGAUGUUAAACACACAAGACAAUACAAUCGUUGUGAUCCCUUUAUAAUUGCACAAAAUGCUAAGCAAGUGUAUUAUGCUCCAUAUCCUUUGCGUAGAGAUAAGGCUGAUUGGUGGGUGGUUAUAAAGACUAAGCCUGUGGGGAGGAUUGAGGUCGAUAAUGCGUUAGACGUGGCAUAUCAAAAUGAUGUACCAUUUGUUCAUCAAACGAUGGACACAGAGUUAGAAAAUAGUCUGGAACAUCCUCAAAACAUAUUAGAAGAAGUUGAUGAAGAUGAUGUAACUAUCAUAGAAAAUGUUGAGGAAGAAUCAACCGAUGGACCUGAAACAAGCAAUGGGGAAGAAUCAUCUGAUGAAAAUGAAACAAGCGAGGAUGAGUGGGAGAAUGACUAG